This is a messenger RNA of Theileria equi strain WA, 312 nucleotides long. RefSeq lists its product as hypothetical. The coding region runs from base 1 to 312 and encodes 103 amino acids. Lineage: Eukaryota; Apicomplexa; Aconoidasida; Piroplasmida; Theileriidae. The record is from RefSeq and is a predicted model, not a curated record. The transcript has a single exon.
AUGGAUGACCAGAGUUUACCUUUGGAAGUUUCUCAAGAGAAUGACUUUGGACCUUUGGUACCAAAACUCGAGAAUGAAGACGUUGGACAAGAACAGCCUAUUGUAUCUGCUAAAGGAUAUACAGAAGAUGACCCCUUAGACAAAGUUGAGUCUACCAGUGACCCUAAUGAACACGCAUCAGCUCAUACCGAUGUUGUGUCUAAAGACACCAAAUCUGAGGGAGAGAAUAAUGACUCUAUGGACCAAAAUGAUGAUCCAUUCUCUGCUACAUCUACACCUGCUUUAGAUUUUACAACCUCUGAAGAACCUUAA